Molecule: messenger RNA, 683 nt
Organism: Acomys russatus (golden spiny mouse)
Lineage: Eukaryota; Metazoa; Chordata; Mammalia; Rodentia; Muridae
Product: SIGLEC family-like protein 1
Exons: 4
Biological process (GO): cell adhesion
Cellular component (GO): plasma membrane
Molecular function (GO): sialic acid binding
Source: RefSeq, a predicted model, not a curated record
AACCUGCCAGACUGCUCGACUCCUUCUGUGCAAUGGAGAAGACGUUGCAGUGCAGUUGUUUCUUUCAUGGGAUCCCCACACCGUCUGUGCAGUGGUGGGUGGAUGGAGUUCCUGUGGAUGUGAACAGUGGGCAUGGCCACCUCCAGGUGACCUCUACCAUACUUGGUCCCUGGGACAACAGCACCCUCAGCCUGGCCCAGGCCCCGAAAAUGGGCACAGUUCUUCUCUGCGAGGGAAGGAACCAACAUGGAACCCAUGGUUUGAGCAUCCUGCUGAUGUCAAGAAAGGACCAUUUGGCUCCCCAGAUCUUUCUGAAGGCGAUGCUCCAGGGUGUGAUCUAUGCAGCCAUGGCGAUCACAGUACUUUUUCUCUGCUUCCUCCCCUUCAUAGCGGAAUGUCUCAGGACGGAUCAGGCAAAGAAGUGUGCGCGGAUGAGAGCACAGAAGGGCUCUACGGCCGGGACGGGCCAGGGAUCCAGCGUGAAGCUCGAAGAGCCUAGGGAAUCCAACACUGAGCCACCCUCUGGGAAGCAGGCCUUGAGUCACUCGGGAGAUGGGCCUCAGGACAUGCCUGUGGGGCCCGUCUUCACUGUCCGGAUUGAGGUGACCUGCCUGCUGUGGGUGGCACUGUUCCCCGGCUGUGUCAGUGGAGAAACUGAGCUGAACAGCAGCUGGCAAGCAUAA